Akanthomyces muscarius is the source of this 1122-nucleotide messenger RNA. RefSeq lists its product as uncharacterized. The transcript is spliced from 2 exons. Lineage: Eukaryota; Fungi; Ascomycota; Sordariomycetes; Hypocreales; Cordycipitaceae. The record is from RefSeq and is a predicted model, not a curated record. The coding region runs from base 1 to 1122 and encodes 373 amino acids.
AUGCUGGUGCCUUCGUCGAUGGAAGCGCCGCCGCAGUUGCUUCCCGCCGCGCAGCCGACUGUGUCAGCUCCCCCUCAGGAAGCACCCAAGCCAGGCAAUGUCAAAGUCGGCACCGGCCCCGGCAUGAAAAGCCCGACUGCUGAUUCGUACUUUCCACCCGACAAGGACCAUCCAAUUGGCCUCGUGGGCAACGUUGCCGACCAGUUUGCAGCAGAAAUGCAGGCCAUCUUGGGUUCUGGGCCGAACUCCGCCACUGCAGCGAAAGCUACGAAUGCUACAGAAGCAAAUCCCGAGCCGAAGACAUUGGUUGGGGCAUCAUCCCCAGGCCCGGGCCAUGCGCUCGGCCGUAUUGAAGAGCACGACGCAGAAAACGCAUCCGUUUCUCAGGAUUCCAGACCGAGCUCGGUCGCUACGAAGUUGACCCAAUCCUCACAGCAACCCAGCACACCACAGCCGCAACAGCUACCGCCAUCGCAGCAGAGCUCCCCUAACAACACACCCAAGCCGCCUCAAGGCUUUCUCCCGCCGCUCAGUGGACAGCCCGGGGUCGGUUCGCAAGGUCCCCGGGCAGGUAUGCCACAGCCAGGACAGACGACACCAGGACGGAUGAUGCCUCUCAGCGGCCCCAUGGGGUCUCAGGGGCCAAUGCCGCCGCAAGGCCUUGCACCGCAGCAACAAUGGCAGGGCAACAUGCAGCGGCCUCCGUCUGUGCCACCGCAGCUACAAAUGCAGCCGAAUAAAGGCAAGGAGAAUAAGUGGACGAAAUGGUUCAAGAGCUCAAAGCCGGAGAAGAGACCUGAUGCUCCUCAGGGCGGUCCGCUCGGGUCUCACCCACCACAACAGUACAUGCCGCUCCAGCCAGGCCAACCUAUGCAGAUGCGGCCACCACAUGGUUUUCCCAUGCAGCAGAUGCAGCCUGGGGGACUAGGCUCGCCCGCGCCAUCACAAAUGAUGCCGGUGCAGAGCCCAUCGCAAGGUAGUGCUGCGUCUUCGCCCCAAAUGGGCUUCCAAAAUCAGUCACAGCAGCAGACAGCAUCACCGAUGCCGCACCACCUCAUGCCAGCACCCCUCUCCCUGAGACCAAAGUCUGAAGUCCCUGCUGGGAUGCCAGGCGGUGGGUAG